Messenger RNA from Cuscuta campestris, 1624 nucleotides. NCBI's taxonomy places the organism in Eukaryota, Viridiplantae, Streptophyta, Magnoliopsida, Solanales, Convolvulaceae. The record is from the annotation of a GenBank genome assembly.
CACAAAGACACACCAACCAAAAAAAUAACAUAAGACUCCUAGGUCCACCCAUUUACUCUGAUACUAUACCUCUCUCGGCAUUCCUAUCUAAGGUCAUAUCCUCGGUGACAUCAUGGAGUUGUAAAUCUUGUCUAAACAACCUCAUCCAACACUUCCUAGGUUUACCUCUACCCAUCUGCACUCUACCAAAAUACAACUACAAUCUUACAUUCCCACCAUCAUUACACAGGUUCGGAAGAUAUUUAGAUCUGAUCGGAAUGAUGAUAUUCGCAGGUGUUCAGCCAGCCAUUGUAUGCAAAUGUGGAGAGAUGGCUCGGGAAGAAAUACCCAGAGAUUCAAUUUGUACAGAGGAACUAUGUUCUAAAACUAAACUACUUUCCAGCAUUGCAGUUUAACUUCAUGAGAGUGGUUUUCAGAACUGCAUAUGUUGCUGCAAUAACUGGGAUUGCGAUACUGUUCCCUUACUUCAACCAGGUUGUGGGGGUAGCAGGAGCGGUCAACUUUUGGCCUAUAGUCGUGUACUUCCCUGUUGAGAUGUACCUAAAGCAGAAAGAGAUUGAAUUUUGGACAUGCAAGAAGACCGCUCUUCGUAUAUACACAUACCUAUGCUUGGUUAUCAUCCUAUUUGCCUUUGUUGGUUCCAUCCGAGGAUUGAUUCUUGCCAGGUUCAGCUAGGAGGUCACUACUUGGUCACAUCUACUUCCUAGAAAUUAAGGUUGGUGGCAGAUGUGAAGAGAGUGUUGCUCAAAAGGAAGUGAUGCUUGUUGUGCCUCUACACUCUGUUCUUGGAAACCGGUAAUUCUCCGAUGCAGAAGAACAAACUAUCGUCACUCUACACUCUGUUCUUGGAAACCGAUGGUCGGUGAUAGCGGCACAGCUGCCGGGGCGAACAGACAACGAUGUGAAGAAUCACUGGAACACGAAGCUGAGAAAGAAGCUGUAGGGGAUGGGAGCCGGCCUCGAAUUACAAGCCUUGGGAUCUCGCCGGCGGCGAGACUUCCGCCACGAUGCCGGAGGCCGGCGGUGGUUUUCUGGCGACCGCCGAUCAUCAACACGGGGGGAUUUGACCAGUACGGCGGCCUUCUCAUGCAAGACGCCGAGGAGGGGUCGCCGUGGAACCAGAGCAUGUGCACGGGAAGCACGUGCACGCCGGGGGAACAUCAUAUGCGGCUGCCGGAGAAAGCCGUGGACGAUGAAAACGGAGCGUGUUCGGAUGGCGGAAAGGGGGCGGCAACAGAAGCGCCGCCGCCGCCUGGAAUUUUCCACUCUGACUGUGUGUUGUGGGAUAUUUCUUCUGAAGAUCUCAUGAACCCGAUCGAUGGUUUGAAGAGUGGGAUCAGAUCAGAAAACAAGCCAUUCUUGUAGCAAUUUAUUUGCAUUACUUCAUAAAUAUCAUGGCUUUGUUUGGUAACAUCGUUUUCAAUUAGCGUUAGCGUUUUGGAUAUAAUUUUAAUGGUGCAGAUUAAUUCUAAAAACUCUAACGCUAAAAGCUACCGUCAGAUAGCUUUUUCAAAACGCUAACUCUAAUUUCUGACGCUGAUGCCAAAUGGGGCCAUAUUUUCAAAUGCUCACUCAAUAAAUAUAAGUCAUCAAAUGGAUGGAGAAAUAUAUAUGUCCUUACCUU